GGACACAAACAGAUUGUUAAGCUGCUUCUUGGGAAAGUGGCCGAGCUGAGUGUCAUUAAUAAGGAUGGAGACACGCCACUUCAUGAUGCUAUAUCUGGCGGAAAUACCGAAAUGGUCAAACUGCUCAUCGAAAAUGCUGGUGACCCAAACAUAACAAACAUCCGCGGGACUACGCCUUUGAACAGUGCUUCAAUGAGCGGAUAUGUUGAAAUUGUUAAAGUGCUCCUUGAGAAAGGUGGCGACUUAUCAGUUCCCGAUAAUGACGGGUUCACGCCACUUAAUAAUGCUUCCUAUAAUAUGUACGACCUUUGCACGACUUAUUUGCAGGCGCAACAGUCAUGA
Truncatella angustata is the source of this 342-nucleotide messenger RNA. Its product is annotated as ankyrin repeat protein. The transcript has a single exon. The record is from RefSeq and is a predicted model, not a curated record. NCBI's taxonomy places the organism in Eukaryota, Fungi, Ascomycota, Sordariomycetes, Amphisphaeriales, Sporocadaceae. Gene Ontology annotation, molecular function: protein binding. The annotation marks the transcript as partial.